UAGCUUGAAAAUUCCACCGUUUGUGUUCCUUCAUAAUCCCCCUUCAUCAAUUAAUUAUACCCUAAACGAUCUAAACCAAUACUAAUCUAUGAAUCUCUGCUAGCCUCCGUAACUCUACUAAGUCAACUCUGUAGAAGCAGCAGACUUUCAGUUCCUCUGAAUCCCAAAUCGACCCAAAUUUCAUAGCACCGAUCUGGUGCCUUUUCUUCUUCAGACACUCUUAAGAUUUCGCUGUUUAUGAGUCUCAAAAUCCUCUGUUCUUGAGUUUAGCUUUCAAUUAACGUUAAUCGCCAUUUUUGUCCAUCUGGGUCCCUCUGAAACUUUCGAUUUGUGCUGAGCGGGAAGCCAUGAAUGUUCGCAGAGACGGGGCGUUGAUGAGAAACUCCUCGCAAGGAUCCAUUUUCUGCAAAUCGAAGGUCGGGACUGCCAUAUCUAUCGGCGUCCUUCUUGGAUUCGUUUUUGCGUUCUUGUUCCCUGCUGGGAUCUUCAAAUCGAGCGCUCUCUCAGUUCGUGAUUCUCGCUCCGUCAAAUUCAUAACCCAGGCCGAUUCGAAUUCGUGCGAUUCAUCUGAACGGAUCGACAUGUUAAAAUCCGAGUUUAUAUCAGCAUCUGAGAAGAAUGCUCAGCUGGAAAAACAGAUCAGGGAAUUAACGGAGAAGCUUAAGUUGGCUGAGCAAGGUAAAGAUCAUGCACAGAAGCAAGUUCUUGCUUUAGGUAAACAGUCGAAAGCCGGGCCAUUCGGAACGGUUAAAGCUGUAAGAACAAAUCCACCAGUUAUCCCUGAUCAAUCUGUCAAUCUAAGAUUAGCAAAUAUAUUAGAGAAAGUUGCCGUUAAUCGAGAGCUUAUAGUCGCGGUAGCAAAUUCAAAUGUGAAGGUGAUGUUGGAACUAUGGUUUACUACCAUCAAGAAAGCAGGAAUACCUAAUUAUCUUGUGGUUGCUUUGGAUGAUGAAAUUGUUCAAUUCUGUAAAAAAAAUGAUGUUCCAGUUUAUAAGAGAGACCCUGAUGAAAAAGUUGAUUCAAUUGGAAGAACAGGAGGGAACCAUGCCGUUUCCGGGACGAAAUUCAGCAUUUUGAGGGAGUUUCUGCAGUUAGGAUAUGGUGUUUUACUAUCUGAUGUCGAUAUUGUUUACUUGCAAAAUCCUUUCGAUCAUCUUUAUCGGGAUUCAGAUGUUGAAUCCAUGACCGAUGGUCAUGACAAUGCAACUGCUUAUGGAUACAACCAUGUCUUUGAGGAACCUUCAAUGGGUUGGGCUCGAUUCGCGCACACAAUGCGUAUCUGGGUUUAUAACUCGGGCUUCUUCUAUAUUCGACCAACUAUUCCUGCAAUUGAGCUUUUAGAUCGUGUGGCUAAACGUCUUUCUCAAGAACGUAAUUCAUGGGACCAGGCUGUUUUCAAUGAGGAACUGUUUUUCCCUUCGCAUUCGAACUACGAGGGGCUUUAUGCUUCAAGAAGAACUAUGGAUUUCUAUCUUUUUAUGAAUAGCAAGGUUCUAUUCAAGACUGUAAGGAAGGAUGAUAAUCUGAAAAAGUUGAAGCCAGUCAUUGUUCAUGUGAAUUACCAUCCCGAUAAGUUUCCUCGAAUGAAAGCCGUGGUCGACUUCUACGUCAACGGGAAGCAGGAUGCUCUGAACCCGUUCCCUGACGGCUCGGAUUGGGUCACUCGUUUAGCAUAUUGAAAAUAUUACAAGUUCUUAAGGAGGAAA
Molecule: messenger RNA, 1706 nt
Organism: Cucurbita maxima (winter squash)
Lineage: Eukaryota; Viridiplantae; Streptophyta; Magnoliopsida; Cucurbitales; Cucurbitaceae
Product: arabinosyltransferase RRA3-like
Exons: 3
Coding region: 348-1679 (443 amino acids)
Biological process (GO): root hair cell development
Molecular function (GO): glycosyltransferase activity
Source: RefSeq, a predicted model, not a curated record